AUGUCCGUCACGCUUCACACGUCGCUGGGCGACAUCAAGAUUGAAGUCUUUUGCGAGAGCGUCCCCAAGACAGCAGAGAACUUCCUGGCUCUCUGCGCCUCCGGCUACUACGACCAGUCGCCCUUCCACCGCCUGAUCCCCAAAUUCAUGGUGCAAACAGGAGCGCCCGCCAACCCAACCGCCGAAAACCCAAAGGGCGGCCAGUCGAUCUGGGGCGGGCCCUUUGAAGACGAGAUCCGACCCGCGCUAAGACACAGCGGCAGAGGCUUCGUUUCCAUGGCCAAUAAAGGACCCGGCACCAAUGGCUCGCAGUUCUUCAUCACGUUUGACAAGGCGCCUCAUCUUGAUGGCUUGAAUACUGUCUUUGGGAAGGUGAUUGGUGACGAGGGGAUGGUGACGUUGGCGAAGAUGGAGGCUGUUGAGGUGGAUAAGAAGAGUCGCCCGAAUGAGCCGUUUCGAAUUGAAAAGGUGACGAUACAUGCGAAUCCUCUGGCUGAAUAG
Messenger RNA from Trichoderma gamsii, 501 nucleotides. Its product is annotated as peptidyl-prolyl cis-trans isomerase 10. Gene Ontology annotation, molecular function: peptidyl-prolyl cis-trans isomerase activity. The transcript has 2 exons. Gene Ontology annotation, biological process: protein peptidyl-prolyl isomerization; protein folding. The record is from RefSeq and is a predicted model, not a curated record. Lineage: Eukaryota; Fungi; Ascomycota; Sordariomycetes; Hypocreales; Hypocreaceae. Bases 1 to 501 code for a protein of 166 amino acids. Gene Ontology annotation, cellular component: catalytic step 2 spliceosome.